GAACCUACACCUGAUUGGCUACAGUCUGUGUGACGUUUGCGGAAGUAAAUGGAGCAGCGUCGUUUGACCGAUGGAAACGAGAGUCUUUUUCAGGCAGGACAUUCACGUGUGAGAGGAAAACAUAGAGGGUUUGACUCCAGGUGACUCAACAGAAGGAUGAGGGUCUCCACCAGUCACCUGCAGCAGCUGGCCAUCUUCACCACUGUGCUGACCGGUGCAGGGGUCGCCACCAUGUACUACCUGAUGCAGAAGAAAUUCAGCGAGUCAGACUGGCACAGACUGGCUCUGCAGAAGUUGGAAGCAUGUCCAGCUGCCUUGGAAAGCCUCGGAGUUCCACCUUUAAAAGUCUACAACAUCCACCUGACGGACAGACACAACCAUCUGGAUCGGGACAGUGCUCGGAUGAAGAUUCCUGUGACUGGGUCAAAAAGCGGUGGUUACGUGUUUACUUCUACAACGAGAGACCCUGACACCAACAGGUGGAGACUGAAACGGGUGGUGCUGCAGCUGCGUGAUGGACAGAUCAUUGACCUGCUGACUCCUCCCCCUCCUGCUACAGAACAAGCCCAGACUUCAGAGCUCACACAUGAAGCAGACACUGACCUCUGGCACUGACAGAGUUCCUGUUGUUCUGAUGACGGAGGUGCAUGUGACUCACAGUCGCUGAGCUUCGGUACUGUAUCUGGUUUUGAAUAAACAGUGUGAUUGAAA
Molecule: messenger RNA, 711 nt
Organism: Solea senegalensis (Senegalese sole)
Lineage: Eukaryota; Metazoa; Chordata; Actinopteri; Pleuronectiformes; Soleidae
Product: cytochrome c oxidase assembly factor 1 homolog
Exons: 6
Coding region: 157-615 (152 amino acids)
Biological process (GO): mitochondrial respiratory chain complex IV assembly; mitochondrial respiratory chain complex I assembly
Cellular component (GO): mitochondrial inner membrane
Source: RefSeq, a predicted model, not a curated record